AUGUCAUCAUUCAGAAACAAUCCCAGUCCUUUACUAAAAGCUAAUAUUUUCUCACGUUUUUUUCAUUGUUGGUUAUCUUCUUUAAUUACAAAAAGUCAUCAACAAGGAACACUUCAUCUCAAUGAUCUUUAUGAUAUUCCUACUUAUCUUGAAUCAACAUCAUUGACUAAUAAGUUAGAAGCAAAUUGGUUGGAUGAAAUAAAAAAAUGUCCACAAAAUCCGAGUCUAAUUCGAGCUACAUUACGCACUAUGGGAUGGAAAUUGAUACUUAUUGGUCUUUUAUUAAUACCUCUUGAAUCAUUAAAUAUUAUCCAACCAUUAUUACUCAUCUAUUUCAUUGGAUUUUUUGAACCAUGUUCAACAAUAUUUGCUUGGCAAGCUUGGUUAGCAGCUUCGGCUGUUAUCAUAGCACUAUUAUGUAUAAAUCUUAUUUUUCACCAAUACGUUUAUCGUGUUGUCAUGUGUGGUAUACAAAUGCGAGUAGCUUACAGUGGUUUAAUCUUUCGAAAAAUACUUCGUUUAUCAAUUCAUUCAAUGAAUAAUUACGCUUCUGGUAAAAUUAUGAAUUUAUUAGCAAAUGAUGCUAAUAAAAUAGAAAUAGUUCAUUUCUGUUUUAAUUAUUUAUGGGUAUGUGUUUUUUAA
Rotaria sp. Silwood1 is the source of this 642-nucleotide messenger RNA. The record is from the annotation of a GenBank genome assembly. NCBI's taxonomy places the organism in Eukaryota, Metazoa, Rotifera, Eurotatoria, Philodinida, Philodinidae.